AUGGAAGUCGACCUUUGCUUCGUUUUAGACUGCACUGCAUCUAUGGAAUCACACAUUGCUGCUGUCAAAAAAUGUAUCGUAAAAGUAACAGAUUACGUUGCUUCUGUAAACCGCGGCAUUAAAAUUUGGGUCGGGUUUUGUGGUUACCGAGACUUUUCUGAAGGAUCUGACCGCUUGAUGGUUUUCGACUUUACCGAUUCAUAUGCAACGUUCAAAGCGUAUGUAGCCAAAGUGACAGCAAUGGGCGGUGGUGAUGAACCGGAAGACGUUUUUGGUGGUCUCGAUGCAGCUAUAAAGACAAUGAGCUGGCAACAUGGCACACGCAUCAUCCUUCACAUUGGUGACUGUCCGCCACAUGGACGCCGUUUUAGUAACCUAGGCGAUUCGUACCCUGAUGGCGAUCCAAAUGGAUUAACGGCAGAAACUGUGCUAGAACGCAUGGAGCGAGAAAACAUUCUUUAUUUUUUCGGAAAAAUUACGAAUCACACGUCCAGGAUGGUUGCAAUUUUCCGUAAAAUAAUUGGUGAAUUUCCGGUGUUUGAUUUUGAAAAGUGCGAUGCUACUGCUAUGGUUAACAAAUUUUACAAAGCUGCCAUUUCGGCCAUAACUAGUUCUGUUUCGUUAACUAGUACAAUAGGCAGCGAUGCCAGGGACAUAUACACUAUGCAACGUGAAAGACUCGAAAUGAAUCCAGAUGAGCCUAAUUGGUAUAAUUAUAAACCACAAAAUGGAAUAGUCUUGUGGUAUCGUCCUCCCAAUAGCUUGGCCGAUCUUAAGAACCGUAAAUAUUUCAACAAACCAAACAUUCUUUAUCGUAAUUUUGUUUACAAGAUUUCACCACAGCCAUUUUCUUCCGGUGCUGAAAAGUAUGCAUACUAUGGUCUCGAUUGCAAGACACCACCAUCAAAGAAAAUUGUGAUCAAAGAAUAUCUUAAACUUGGUGGAGGAGCUAAAAGGUACCUUGAAGUAGCAGAGGUCUCUAUUGUUGCAUAUUAUCUUGCCACAAAAUUUAAUGAAGCCGCAAGUCAAAUCACGAACAAGCAAGUAAACUUUUUAAAAGUAAACGUUUUACGUAGUUCAGUUGACGAUAGGAUUCGAUAUUACGCCGUUGAAGAGAGACUUAAAUAUGGCGCGUAUAAACGGUUCAACGUAAACAGUGGAGUAAUCACGGAAUUUCGUCCCGUCCUCGAAGCUUUCGCUCAUUUCACAUACACGUAUACUGAUAAAUAUUUAGUGGUUUAUGACCUUCAAGGAGUUGAAAAUUUGAACCAGUUCUUGCUAACAGAUCCCGCAAUACAUUGUGUUGAUUCACUAAGAUUUGGAAGGACGAAUUUAGGCGAAAAGGGAAUAAACGAGUGUUUUUUGGCGAAUCACGAGUGUAAUGAUAUUUGUAGAAAGUUGAAAUUAGAUAGCUAG
Paraglomus brasilianum is the source of this 1416-nucleotide messenger RNA. The record is from the annotation of a GenBank genome assembly. NCBI's taxonomy places the organism in Eukaryota, Fungi, Glomeromycota, Glomeromycetes, Paraglomerales, Paraglomeraceae.